AGGAGAACUUGAAGGGCAUCUACCGCUACCGCCGACCGCUCCCCGAAGAGCAGCUCUUCGGCCCGGACGGAGUCGGCGCGGGGGACAUUCGACAGGGGAGAUUGGGCGAUUGCUGGCUUUUGGGGAGCAUCGCCGCGGUAGCGAACAGAUUUCCGUUCUUUGCCAUGCAGCGGUGCUUACGGUACGACAAGGAAAUUGGCGUUUUCACGUUCCGCUUUUCCAGUCCGGACGACCAGAGGCCGCGCUGGCUGCUACUGGACGAUCUGAUCGUGUGCGAUUUACAAGACCCGAAAAAGUUCAUCUUCUGCCAUUCCAGCGAACCGAAUGAGCUGUGGACGAUCUUUCUCGAGAAGGCCUUCAGCAAGUGGAUGGGCGGCUACAUGAACUGCCGUGGCGGGGUGCAGAACAUCGUGAUUCAGUGCUGCGAGCCGAUGCAGGCCUUGAGCUUCGGGAUGAAAUCUCUACUGAUCACGACACUGGAGAACAAGCACUGGAAGGAAUUGCUGGGUCUGCAGGACAAGCACUGGAUCGUGAAGGCAGCCGCGAAACCGAUCAAGAACAACAAAUUCGCGAGGGACCCAAUCACAGGCCUGGUCGGCUUCCACCAGUUUUCGGUGUUGGAUUUCUACGAACUGAAGCUCGAGAACUCGAGCGACAAAACGAAAAAGUCUUUCUGCCACAACUUCGUCCCCUGGUUGGAGCGUAUUGCGAACAAUGAGGAACAUCAGUCACUACCGCCGACCGUCCAAGAAGAUUUUCUGCAGCACUACAAGCAACAAGAAAUUCACAUCUACAACGAAACCAAUGCCACCGUCGCAAUCGACCUUUCCGCGCCCGGGUGUCCAGCGAUGUCGUUGGAACUUCACACCGUUCACACGCACUACACUUGGAAAAUCAAGAAUGACAACUGGCGCGCAGGAAACUUUGCUUGGCGGGAAAUUGUAGACGUCAAUACUGCGAAGAUCAGCAACAAGCCCCCUCGCAGCGGCGAGGUCCGGUACGCGUUUGGGGAUAGCAUUUACUUGAAAAAGUCCGGUCAGACGGUAGUGAGGAACGACAAACAGCAGUUCUGCGAGGAGCAGUUGAAGGCCGUGAACCAAAUCAAAAAAUCUGCAGCGUUCCGGUAUUGGGAAAGUUGUGAGCAAGGUAGUUCUGGUGCAUCAUCCAACCACAACGUGUUGCGCUUAGUGAAGCUGCGCAACCCGUGGGGCUUCGGGGAGUGGACGGGUUUGUGGAGCGACAAGUCGCUUGCCUGGUACUACUUUACCGACGUUUGUCGGAAGGUUUUCAAAACGAAAGACGGAAAGCCAGUUAUCGCCGAUGACGGCACGUUUUUCAUGCAGUGGGCGGAUUUCGUGCACCAUUUUGAAAACGUGAUCGCAACUGGGGAAUUCAGCGACCCUGGGUUUGUGGAUGGCGCGCCGGUCGCGGAUUUUUUCGGUGCGGCAGGUGGAUCAUCGUUGACUGCUGCUGGGAAAAAAGGAAUGACAGCGGCCACGAGAAUGCGGCAGAAACACGAGAAGAAAAAGUUGUUGCAGACGCAGGACAGUGGCACGUCGACUGGAUUUGUCGAGGGCGACUUACUCAGUGAGGACAGUCUCGAUGAAGAUGAGAGCGACUGCUGGACCGAUUCAGAUUCCUUCUGGGAUCACGAUAGCGAAGACGAUUUUGACGAUUUUUCAGACGACGAUUCGGAAGAUGACGAUGACGAUUCGGAUUUCACUGACGACGACUUCUCCGAACGAGAUUACGACGACGAUGAUGAAGAUGAUAGAGACCACCACGACGACGAUCUAGUUCUAGAUAUCGAACCAGUUCAGGGCAAAGGGCACUUUUCCUACCCAGGGCCAGACCCACCGACCGUCGAAAUUCUCGGCCACAACAGCUCCUUGAAACACGCCACCGCCCUUGCCUGUCCCGGCGUGUUUCGGUUUGCUGAACACGAAGGAAGUGGCAGAAUACAGCCAGAGGAAUUCCACGCGGGAACUGGGACCCUCGCGUUCUACGUAAAAUUCCCCUUCGAAGAAGCGCUUUACGACGAAGAAAAACCAAAGCAAAUCUUCGAAAUCGUCGGACUUGGGUACCAGGGCCCGUGUACGGAUGUGAAGGAGUUGACGGUGUCUGCGGUGUCGGGGUCAGGGUCGAUCGUGGUCGGGAGCAGUGACGACGAAAACAAGAACUGUCGAAUCGAGAACGAGGAGUGGCCGUUCUGGUUCGAUGACUGGAUGUGGGUCGCGGUGACGUACGAUAGAACAAGUGUGAAGCUCUACGUUGAAGGUUCUUUGACGUACGAGAAGGACGUUGAAGCUGACAGGUCGUGUGGUGAAAACGAAGACUCUCUUCUCUUCGCCACCGGCCCGCCGGACCUCGUCACGGUCGGGAUCACCGAAGCGGACGAACUGGUCGGAGGGGGAAGUAAACCUAAACACGCAUCCUACCCGGGUAUGCAGCUGCAGGGUGUCGCGUUUUGGGACCGGGUGUUGACUGAAGAGGAAUUGGGGAUGGUCGAAAAGAAGGUUGUGAAAACCAGCGGAGUAGGUUCUGGAACGGGGAAGAACAAAUCGAAAGGCAGCAGGAAUCGGCGAAGAGUUGGAAAAGUGGAGAGCGCAGCAGCAGUACCGAUAAAGAGGAAUAAGGGCAAUCGAAAAGACCAGAUUCUCAUCCCGGAACCGGUUGUCAGGGGCAGCCCCGAUGCUGUUGGAGUGGGGAGACAAGGUGCGACAAAAAGUACUGCGAAGGUAACGCCGAUUGGUGGAGAUAUCGAUUUGAGUGCGAGCGCUGGUGGAGGACGAGCAGCUGCUGGACUUCUACCAGAACAAAAAAGGUCUGGCUUGUGCUGCUGCUUGAAGAAAUGAACUGAUGAAAAUGAAAAAAGCAAAAAAGUAAAAGGAGCUUUUGCUUUGGAAUGGUGCUGAUAGAUGUACUAACACGAUGACCAAUCGGACCAUCAGAAAAACUCAUCGCGGUUCUCCAUGCCGUUGAAAAGUCUUGGUCCAAUCUACUUUCGACAUGUUCUUUCUCCUUCUACUC
This is a messenger RNA of Amoebophrya sp. A120, 3030 nucleotides long. The record is from the annotation of a GenBank genome assembly. NCBI's taxonomy places the organism in Eukaryota, Dinophyceae, Syndiniales, Amoebophryaceae.